Messenger RNA from Penicillium canariense, 573 nucleotides. Its product is annotated as mitochondrial 37S ribosomal protein bS18m. NCBI's taxonomy places the organism in Eukaryota, Fungi, Ascomycota, Eurotiomycetes, Eurotiales, Aspergillaceae. Gene Ontology annotation, cellular component: mitochondrial small ribosomal subunit; ribosome. Gene Ontology annotation, molecular function: structural constituent of ribosome; small ribosomal subunit rRNA binding. The transcript is spliced from 3 exons. The coding region runs from base 1 to 573 and encodes 190 amino acids. The record is from RefSeq and is a predicted model, not a curated record. Gene Ontology annotation, biological process: mitochondrial translation.
AUGUCUCAAAGUCUCUUUUCUUCGUCGCUGCUGCGCAGUGUCGCCAAUGCCGUCCCUUCGGCGUGCCGCUGGAGUUCGACGGCGGCGAUGAGCGCCUUUACCUCCCAGCGAGCCUCCGCUCCUCACCAACAGACUCCCCGAACCCCGAACCGGCGCCGGUUACCGAACCGCCUGCGAUUCCUCGAGGACCAGAAAGCCCAGGGUGAAAGUCGAGCCCUGGAAAAGUUCCAGACCCGCGAUUGGAAAGCCGGUGACGUUUAUGCCCCUCAUGAUCUGAGCCCGGCCGAGAUGAAGAAAUGGGGCAAGCGCAAGAGCCCUUCGCGCGAUGCCUUUGACGCCCUGAACCUCAACCCAUUGGACCUCUACAAGAACUUCUCUAUCAUGUCCGAAUACGUGUCCCCUCUUGGCCGCAUCAAGCACCGUGACCAAACCGGUCUUCGGCCCGUCAACCAGCGCAAGAUCGCCAAGGCUAUCCGUCGAGCCAUGGGCCUCGGCCUCAUGCCCUCUGUCCACCGGCAUCCCGAGAUUCUGGCGGCUGAAAUGAAGGCGAAGAUGGACGGGGGUUUCCGGUAG